Molecule: messenger RNA, 2328 nt
Organism: Pseudozyma flocculosa PF-1
Lineage: Eukaryota; Fungi; Basidiomycota; Ustilaginomycetes; Ustilaginales; Ustilaginaceae
Exons: 4
Coding region: 1-2328 (775 amino acids)
Biological process (GO): tRNA 3'-terminal CCA addition
Molecular function (GO): ATP:3'-cytidine-cytidine-tRNA adenylyltransferase activity; RNA binding
Source: RefSeq, a predicted model, not a curated record
AUGUCAGCCCUGCUAUCCCGCCUCGCCGCAUCAAGGUCUUUGGUACGGCUUGCUUGCAACUCAUCUCGAUUCGAGCCCGCGAGACACUCUGCCCAUCGAGCGCCUUGUCCCUCGCCGCCCCGCUUCAGCACCGCGGCGAUCCUGCUGCAGGCACGCAAGAUGCCCCGCAUCCAGCUGACGCAGCACGAGGACGCCCUCUGCCAGCUCCUCGACCAGACCUGCCGCUACAUCCACGAUGUCAAGCCAGAUAUCCCCGGCGUCGACAGCACGCAGCAGAGCCCCGACGCCUCCCAGCGAUGCGAGGCAAGGAUAGCAGGAGGCUGGGUCAGGGACAAGCUUCUAUCCAAGGACUCCGAUGACCUCGACAUCUCCGUCUCGACCCUCACCGGCAACGCCUUUGCGCUCUACCUGCAGCACUACCUGUCGUCCGAGGAGUUCGCCUCUUCGUCGCUCGCCGCCUCGCCCAUCUUUGCCAGCCAAAAGACCGGCAUCACAAAGAUUGGCAAGAUCGAGGCCAACCCAGAGCAGAGCAAGAACCUCGAGACGGCCACCGCCGUCGUCCUCGGGCUCAGCAUGGAUUUUGUCAACCUCCGCAAGGAAUCGUACGACGCCGGCAGCAGGAUCCCGACAAUGACCUUUGGCACGCCCCAGGAGGAUGCCGAGCGGCGCGACAUUACCAUCAACUCGAUGCUCUACAAUGUCCACACGCGCUCGCUCGAGGACCACACCGGUCUCGGACUCAAGGACCUGGCGGCGGGCCUGAUCCGGACACCGCUGCCGCCGCUCACGACUUUCCUCGAUGACCCGCUGCGAGUCCUCCGCUGCGUCCGGUUUGCCAGCCGGUUCGCCUACGAGCUGCACCCGACCAUCGUCCGCUGCCUCACUGGGCGUGUCAUUGAGGGCACGGGCGCCGCUGUCGACGAUGUCGCGCUCAGUGAUCUCGCCGCCAGGGACGACCCGCGAGUUGCAGCGGGGAGCAAGGGCCUGGAAGCUGGCCGGGACGAGAUCCGCAACGCGCUGCUGACCAAGGUCAGCCGCGAGCGGUUCGGCAUCGAGGUCGACAAGAUGAUCAAGGGACCCAACCCGCUGCUUGCCCUCUUCCUCAUCCACCGUCUCGAGCUGUUCCCGCUCAUCUUCCACCCGCCGCCGACAGCAGGGCAGAUCUUUGCGGGAUCGCCUGCGGGGCCCGAUUCGCCGACGGGAGAGCCCGCACCGGAUGCCGUCGCCCUCAAUGCGGCCCGGCUGCUCGACGCCGUGCUGAAGCGCCAGACGCUCGAGCAGUUCGCGGCGCAGCAGCACGUUAGCAUCGAUGGCCUGCGCCUGUCUUCGGCCGAUGCCGACGUCGAAGUCGCGCAGACCGAAUCCGAGGCGGCCAAGUCGGCGACGAGGGCCUUUUCCGCGCUGCCCACUUCGCCCAUCCCGCAGACGGUGUUCGAUGCGCUGCCCCAGGACCUGCUCCAGAGCUGGGACGCGAGCGCGCUGAGCAGCGAGGAGAAGAGGCGGUUGUGGAUAUCGGUGAGCCUGCUGCCGCUCCGCGGCCUGCAGUACGAGGAGCGCAAGAACAAGUACGCGUGGGCCGGCGAGAGCGUCAUCGCCAACGGCCUCAAGCUGGGCACAAAGUCGCUCAAGGAGCCCGUGGCGCACCUCGAUCGGGCGACCUACAUCCUGCGCUCCCCGGCUCGGCUGCUGCAGGAGACGCAGGAAGGGCAGGCGGCGGCGCAGGAGUUUGUCGCCAUCCCGGCGGGCGUCAAUGUCAAGGCGCGACUCGGUCUCGUGCUUCGCAGCAACAGCAUCAUUCACAGCCCUCUGCAGCUACGCCUUCCGCCGGCGCUGCUGCUUUCCUUUAUCACUGAGCUCGUUGGGCUGUGGUCAGGGUCGCCGCGAGGCUUCGACCCGGAUACCAGCUCGCUCGCCGCCGUCGAGGCAGAAGCCGUGGCGCUGGCGCGAGACUACGCCUCGUUCUGGGCCACGGUCAGGCAGUGGAAGCUCGACGAGAGGGCCGAGGAAAAGCCCCUGCUGGAUGGCAACGCCAUCACCGCGACGCUGCAGUGCUAUCCCCGCCUGAUUUCGCGGGUGCAGACGGCGGUGCUGGCGUAUCAAUUCGAGCACCUCUCCGAGCUUCCAUCCGCGACGGACCGGCCCGCAGCGGCGGAAGAGGAGGUGGCCAAAUGCGCCGCAUGGCUGAGGGCGGAGUGGGAGGCCGGCCGCAUCGUCCCCUUCGACGAGCGUCCCCCGCCCCUCCCAGCGGCCUCGGGUAGCGGCAAGGCCAAGAAGGCCAAGAAGCCGCAAGAGGCUCCGGACCGGAGAAAGAGGCAGAAGAGCGAGUGA